Messenger RNA from Cladophialophora immunda, 2673 nucleotides. RefSeq lists its product as uncharacterized. The transcript has 3 exons. The coding region runs from base 431 to 2308 and encodes 625 amino acids. NCBI's taxonomy places the organism in Eukaryota, Fungi, Ascomycota, Eurotiomycetes, Chaetothyriales, Herpotrichiellaceae. Gene Ontology annotation, molecular function: protein binding. The record is from RefSeq and is a predicted model, not a curated record.
GUAUCCGCCCCAUUCUCGUGUCUUGCUUCCUGCCUCCGCUGCUGCUACUUGCUUGCUCCUCCCGUUUGGCUUUUGCACCCACCUCCACCAACACGCACUUUCCUCUCCUUUCCUCUAUCCUUCGCGUCUAACAUCACCUUCCCACCUUCCUUCCUCUUGGCUCUCUUCACCUUGCGCAGGGACUCUCUCGCCAUCACUAAGCUCUAUCAGCCGACCACAUCGAUAUCGAACACGAACUUGCGCUCCAUCGCUCCAUCGCUCCAUCGAUUGUGCCUUGGGCCGUCGCCCGGGGCUUCUGUGUGAGCUUAUCCGCAAUUUUUCUACCCUUACCACUAGCGCCGUUUGCGCUUCUCUCGCCGAAUAACAGUCAACAAUCAUCCCAAUCCUGCACAAACUUUUCUACCCGUCAAUAUUCUAUUGUGCAUCCAUCAUGUUUAAUGCAACUCAACACCGCGGCAACCCCAACUUGGGGCCUGCGCCUCCCGGCCAGCCCAACCAUCGCCUGAAUGAGAUCAUGGAUCAACUUCGAGCCGAGUUCGACAACCAGUCCAGAGCCUCCGAGCAGGUCGAGAGCCAGGUCGCACAGCAGAUUCAAGAGAUGGAGUUGAUUCGUAACAAGGUCUAUCAGCUCGAGCAGAAUCAACUGAAGAUGAAGCAGGACUAUGAGGCUGAGAUUCGCAUGCUGCGACAUGAACUGGAGAUCCGUGGAGGGUCGCAGGUGCAGUCGCACCUGGGUGGCCCUCCUCAGCAUACUGGUCCAGCGCAGGCACCUCCAGCUCUUGGCCAUGGCCAGGGCGGAUUAUUUAGUGGAAUCAUGGCCAACCAAGGUCAAGGUGGUCCAGGUCUGGCUCCUCCACCAGAGCAACCUCCUCCUCAGCAACAUCCUCUGCAACCCCCUCCCCCGGCCGCACAACCCCAAGGCCCGCCACAACCACCCAACUCCUUUCCCGGCUAUCAGCAGGGUCCUACGUUGAACGGCUAUGGACCGCAACCACAACCUCCCACGAAUUCCCCGGGUCUUGGAAAGAAUCGCUCCAUGGCUAACAGAGGUGCACCCGGACCUGGACCCGGACCCGGACCUGCGACUCCUCAGCAACAUCCUAACCAACCACAGGCCAUGCCAUAUCAGAAUGAUCCAAGAGCUUCGCCGCAGAUUCCCCGACCCACUCCUCCGGGCAGCGAUAUGCAGCUUGGACCGCGCCAUCAGAUGCCAGGCCAAGGCCAAUAUCCUAAUGUCGGCAAUGUUCUUGCUGACCUGAACCCAGACGAUCUUCCAGAUCAUCUCAAACGCACCAGUGCCGACGGCGAGUGGCAUGCUGUCUUUAAUCCGAAUGUCCCUCGUGUGCUUGAUGUUACUCUGUUGCACAACCUUCAACAUACUUCCGUCGUGUGCUGCGUACGCUUUUCGAGCGAUGGCAAGUACAUCGCCACUGGCUGCAAUCGCAGUGCUCAAAUCUUUGACGCCAGGGACGGCGCAAAGGUGUGCGAGUUGCUCGACGAGAAUGUCGCGGACAAGGACGGUGACUUGUACAUCCGAUCUGUCUGCUUCUCUCCCGAUGGCAAACUGUUGGCCACUGGCGCUGAAGACAAGAGAAUCCGCGUGUGGGACAUCGCAAGCAAGCGCAUCCGCACCACAUUCGAUGGUCAUGAGCAAGACAUCUAUUCGCUGGACUUCUCACGAACUGGGCGGUUGAUUGCUUCAGGCUCGGGCGACAAAACCGUACGCCUGUGGGAUAUCGAGUCCAACCAACAGGUUAUGGUCCUCUCGAUUGAAGACGGGGUGACCACAGUAGCCAUGUCGCCCGAUGGGCGUUUCGUUGCAGCUGGUUCCUUGGACAAGAGCGUUCGGGUUUGGGAUUGCUCGAGUGGAUAUCUCAUCGAACGACUGGAAGGACCACAGGGCCACAAAGACAGCGUAUACUCGGUUGCUUUCUCCCCUAGUGGGCGCGAGCUGGUCAGCGGUAGUUUGGACAAGACAAUCAAGAUGUGGGAACUCACACCACAGCGAGGACUUAUUCCAUCUGCUUCAGCAAAGGACGGCAAGUGCAUCCGCACCUUUGAGGGGCACAAGGACUAUGUGCUCUCGGUCUGCCUCACUCCCGGAGGCGAAUGGGUCAUGUCUGGGUCGAAAGAUCGCGGAGUCCAAUUCUGGGAUCCCAACACGGGCAACGCGCAGAUGAUGCUUCAAGGUCACAAGAACUCCGUGAUAUCCGUGGCUCCCUGUCCAACAGGGCAUCUCUUUGCUACAGGAUCAGGAGACAUGAAAGCCCGAAUCUGGCAGUAUACCACGUGGCGAGGAGCCCAUUAAGGGCUUUGAGCCUGACGGAAUGCGCGAAAUAUUCUAGAAGCAAAACGACGGCCGCAAAUUGUGCGAGACUAGGACUGGAAAGGUUGGCGGAGUUCGCAGUUACAUGUGUGUAUGUUUUUCUGGCUUUUGGAGAGUUCCGCCUUCCCCUCUCAGUUGCUCGCUGGUUAUGAACAGAUUGAAGCACUCAAAGGGCAUUCGGCAAUAACGGCAAAGGCAUGAGGACUCAAAGUUGCAGGAGCCAGGGCUCAUCUGCAUCAAGGAGCUCGUGGCUUUGGGGUGUUCUCUCUUAGCUUGACGGUCACUGGGCUCUGGGAAUGGCUGGGCUUCUUACGGGCGUGGGAGGGCUCGCAUUAGUGGAUGUUUUG